Molecule: messenger RNA, 4662 nt
Organism: Periophthalmus magnuspinnatus
Lineage: Eukaryota; Metazoa; Chordata; Actinopteri; Gobiiformes; Gobiidae
Gene: ret
Product: ret proto-oncogene receptor tyrosine kinase
Exons: 20
Coding region: 135-3455 (1106 amino acids)
Biological process (GO): cell surface receptor protein tyrosine kinase signaling pathway; positive regulation of kinase activity; homophilic cell-cell adhesion
Cellular component (GO): membrane; signaling receptor complex; axon
Molecular function (GO): ATP binding; transmembrane receptor protein tyrosine kinase activity; calcium ion binding
Source: RefSeq, a predicted model, not a curated record
AACGAGGACUCUAGUCUCCAUCACUCACAGACGGGUCGGUCCGCCACGUGGUUUUAUUGUUCGCGUUUUUGAGGCAGAGGAACUUUUUUGAGUCGUGUUUUUGGAUCAGAACUUUUCACUUAUGGUUGGAGAAUAUGGGGUCAAGUCAUGGGUUCUCUCCGGGAAACAUCGCGGUCCUGCUGCUGCUGUUUGAAGGAGCCUUGGGCCUGUACUUCCCUCAGACUGAGUACACAGAGACGGUCUAUGUGGGACAGUCUGCCGGGACCCCCAUCCUCCAGCUCUACUCUCUCCUGGAUAGUGACACAGAGCGACCGCACUUUUACCUGUGCUGGACCGGUGCUCCCAGAGUCUACAGCUCCUGGUUCAGCAUGGACGUCCACACUGGGGUCCUGUCCCUCAACAAGACGCUGGAGGAGAGUGACUUUGCACUGCUCAAUCAGAAGCUAUGGUCCGUGCAGAAGCUGACCUUGAAGACGAUGGCGCUGCCCUCUAGCUCCAGUCGGAGUCAGUGCAGCAACAAGAAAGUCGCCCGGAUUGUUCUGGAUUUUGUGAAUGCCACUGUACCUCAGUGCGGACAGACAGACCUUAAAGAGCUGUGCUUUCCUCACAGAGACUCCUGCAUCCCUCACAUCAUGGAGAACAGGUACCCCGGAGCAGUGAGGCAGCUGAGGAGGCUGAGCAGAGCUGGGGUGUGUCCCAACUACACCAUCACCUACAACGUGGAGUCAGAGUUCCCAGCUCCUUUUGCUGUGAAUGACUCGACCUGGGAGCUGGUUGUCACAGCACCGCUGGACCGCGAGGAGAAUGAAAGAUACCGACUGCUGCUCAUCUGCACCAUCAGGACAGACUCAGUCAUCACUAAACUGGAGACGCCUCUCGAGGUCUUCGUCAAUGAUGAAGAUGAUAAUGCGCCCUUCAUCAAUGGGACAGCCACAGCAGACAUCACCAUUAGCUACAACAGGACUAAGGGAGGUUCUUUUGGGACCUUGUAUGUGUAUGACAGAGACCUGACACCCAUCUACCCAGACCAGAGACAGAACAAAUAUGUUUGGACAUCGCUCAACAGUGACCCCUGGAUCAAGGAAACAUUUGACCUGAAGGGAACGUUCAGGGAAAAGAAAAAUGCCCUGGGAGGAAUCAGAGAAACUGUCCACGACUACCAACUGGUUCUGAAGAGGAGUCUGUUUGUGAAUGAGAACCGCACAGUGCAGUUACAUUAUUUGGUGAAUGACACGACUUACCCGGGCCUCACGGGGACCGUCCUGCUGCAUUUUAAUGUCACCAUUUUACCCGUGCAGAUCCUAUUCCCCAAUGUCACACAGGUGUUCACAGUGUUCCGAAGAGCGUCUGUCUAUGCACAGGUUGGCCGAGUGUGCGUGGAUAACUGCCCUGAGUUUGAUGGUUUCGGUGUCUCGUAUCGUCUGGAGGUCCCUGAUCGUAACCUGUCCUCGAGUCUCCAGUCCUGUUACAGUGCGGUGAGCGUGUCUCAGGGGGAGGAGGACCGCUGGGGGCUGCUGUUUGUGAAUGACACUGAGCCUCUGGGACGUGCCGAGUGCCACGAGCUGCUCUACACUGUGAUAGCCCAAGAGGAGCACACUCAGGAGGAGGCCAGCACUCAGAUCCUGAUCACACUGGAGGGAGAUGCCAAUAAGGCUCUUCAAGAGACUCAGGAGUUCUCGUCUUGUGCCUCAAACAAACGUCGUGGAGAGUGUGAAUCAGUGAGAGGCUUAGGAGCAACUAACGGGAGGUGCCAAUGGAGACAGGGCACUGAGAGAGGGAUAUCAGAAUCAUACUCCACCUGUUCUCCAGACCUGCGAACAUGUCCCAAUAGUUUCUGUGACGCAGUUGAAAGCAAAGACCCCUCCAUCUGCCCCCAAGACUGCACAAAGGGUCCAGUGGUGGGCGGACAUGAACGUGGUAUUCGAGAUGGGAUCCAAGCCGGGUACGGGACCUGCUACUGCCUCACGGAGAGGUGCUUCUGUGAGAAAGAGGACGAUGAGGUGGCGAUUUGCGACGACAUGUGUAAAACCAUCAUUGCCACUGCUCUGCUCCUCUCCUUCAUCGUAUCCAUCCUCCUCUCCUCUUACUUCAUCCACCGAUAUCACAAGAACUCUCCCAAACCGCCCAUCGCCUCUGCAGAGAUGACCUUCAGGAGACCAGCUCAGGCCUAUCCAAUCAGUUUCCCUGCUAACAAUGUCCGCAGAGGGUCCCAGGAGUCCAUAGAAACUGAUACGUUCAAAAUACCUGAGGAUCCGAAGUGGGAGUUUCCACGUAAAAACCUUGUGCUGGGGAAGACUCUGGGAGAGGGAGAGUUUGGGAAGGUUGUCAAGGCAACGGCGUUCAGGCUUAAAGGAAAAGCUGGAUACACAACUGUGGCUGUGAAAAUGCUCAAAGAAAACGCCUCUCACAGUGAGUUACGGGACCUGCUGUCAGAGUUCACUUUACUGAAGCAGGUCAAUCACCCUCACGUCAUCAAAAUGUUCGGAGCCUGCAGCCAAGACGGACCUUUGUACCUGAUUGUGGAAUACGCCAAAUUUGGAUCGCUGCGGAACUUCCUCAGAGAGAGCCGGAAAGUUGGACCAAGUUACAUGGGACGGGACGCCAACCGAAACUCCAGUUAUUUAGAAAACCCAGACGACCGAGCGCUCACCAUGGGGGACCUAAUAUCAUUCGCCUGGCAAAUCUCCAGAGGCAUGCAGUACUUGGCAGAAAUGAAGCUGGUUCACAGAGACCUAGCGGCUCGAAACGUUCUGGUGGCUGAAGGUCGAAAGAUGAAGAUUUCAGACUUUGGUUUGUCCCGAGACGUUUAUGAGGAAGACUCAUACGUGAAGAGGAGCAAGGGCCGCAUACCUGUCAAAUGGAUGGCCAUAGAGUCAUUAUUUGAUCACAUUUACACCUCACAAAGUGACGUAUGGUCAUUUGGAGUGCUGCUCUGGGAGAUUGUGACACUGGGAGGAAAUCCAUACCCUGGCAUCGCCCCUGAACGCCUCUUUAACCUCCUGAAAACGGGAUACAGGAUGGAGAGACCGGAAAACUGCUCAGAAGAGAUGUACAGCCUCAUGCUCCGCUGCUGGAAACAGGAAGCAGACAAGAGGCCGACCUUCUCCGACAUCAGCAAAGAACUGGAAAAGAUGAUGGUGAAGAGUCGGGAUUACUUGGACUUGGCGGCCUCCACUCCAGCGGACGGGCUGCUGUACGACGACGCUCUCUCUGAAGAAGAUACUCCUCUUGUGGACUGUAAUAACGCCCCUGUCCCUCGCUCACUCCCCUCCACAUGGAUUGAAAACAAGCUCUAUGGCAUGUCUUACCCCAACUGGCCCGAGAAGAGCCCGGUGCCGCUCAGCAGACACGAUGCCUCUAAUCCGCUCUUUACAAGAUAUGCCAAUGAUAGUGUAUAUGCAAACUGGAUGGCUUUGCCCUCACCCCCAAAACCUGUGGAGACGUGCGAUAGCUAAAGGCAACCAGACAAAUCAAGUGACUAAUCAGUACUAGAUGUGUAUAUUUCUAUAAGACUGUAAAUAUAUAUUACAAUCUGAUGAAGCUAAAGUUGGUUCCCUUCAUUUCUGUUGCACGGGUAUUUUAAAACUGGGAUCUGUUUUGCUGCAAAACGUUGGUUCAUGGACAUAGACCAAGCUUUUUUCACUAUGUUAAAGUCAGGUGCAUAUGACAGGUUUUCAUGUUUUUCUAAUUGUUACUUUGUAUGGUGGGAUAGUACCUGUGGUAAAUAUUCAUCAUAGUUUUACAUCAGUCAAGUGCCGGUUUGUGAAGAAAUGUUGUAAAAUAAAAGUUAAAAAUUACAGAGAGUAGCGUAAAAAGGAACCCCUCUUAUCUAUGUCAUAAAUACUCUUCCAUCCAAAAUGCACAAACAAUUUACUCACAAGACAUUUUUCUGACAAUUUAAAACCUGUUGUUAAAAAAGAAAAUUAAGGCACUGUGAUAUAUUUCUAUUUGUCAAAUCAUAACCAGCCUGUAAAUUAAACAUGUUUUGGCCCGUGUUUACUGAAUGGUUGCUAGGUAACAUAAUAACCUCUAAUUAUUUCACACAUGCUAACCAAUGUUCAACCAGGUAAUGAUAAACUUUACCCAGAUAGUCAAACCAGGAAAAAAGGCAAGAUUUCCACACAAAAAUUAAUGUAAUUAUGAUAACUAUUAGCAAAAUGAAUAGUCUAACCUGUCAUAUGCACUUUCAGUAUUACCUCAAAGACGGCUGAGCUGUAUCAUGCAUGAUAUUGUACCAGAUUGUAUGUCCGCGUCUUUCAAAGUGCCUGUGCUGCUUCGACAAUAGCCAACCAUGAUAAAUACAUGUCCCUGAAUGAAGACCUUGUCCAGCCCAGGAAUAAUACAUAAGGGACGUCUUUACCGUCGCCUAAGUUUGAAAAAAAAAUUAAAGUUUAUACUGUGUUGCUGAUGUCAUAUUUGUGAUCCCACCUCGCAACAGUUUUUGCCAAAGAUAAACAUGUUCAGAAACCAUCCGUACUGGUCAAUCUAGCUCUUUUUUAUGUGACAAUAUCAACAAGUGAGUCCAUUGUAAAGUCAAGAGGCGUAAUGUAGAUCCAUUGUCUGUACUUGGCAAACUUUGUGUAAAAAGUCAGGUCAUGUAAACUACUGUGUGUAUCAUUGUUAUGUUGAGAAUAUUUGGUUAUGUUACAGUUAUUAAAUAAA